Molecule: messenger RNA, 495 nt
Organism: Fragaria vesca subsp. vesca
Lineage: Eukaryota; Viridiplantae; Streptophyta; Magnoliopsida; Rosales; Rosaceae
Exons: 1
Coding region: 1-495 (164 amino acids)
Biological process (GO): defense response to other organism
Source: RefSeq, a predicted model, not a curated record
AUGGCUGUAACUCAUGCCUCCCUCACCGAUGAGUACUUCAACAUAACUAACUCCUCCUCCAACAACAACUACUACAAUCUCGAGCUCAACAUCACCAUUCGAAACCCCAACAAGUAUUUCGGCAUCGACUACGACAAGGGUCAAAUCGUCGCAGACUACCACAACACGUCUUCUUUGGCCAACAUUGCCGACUUUCAGCAACCGCCAAAGAACAUGACUCUUCUGACGCCGUCGUUCAAACUGCAGCGGGAUACUAGCAUCACUGAUGAUGCAGCGUGGUCCGGGAAAGGGAAUCACUACGACAUUCUGAUCAGGCUUUACUUUCCAAAGACGUUCAAGACCGUCACCUGGUGGAGGCGCGAUUCCGAGAGCUGCUCUCUUAUGUUCACAUGUGACUUGAAGCAGGUUCCCUUGCAGAAUGGAUCACAAUCUGUGACUACUGCUUUUAAUUCUACCAAGUGCCAAUCUCGUUAUACAUAUAGUUAUUUUUGUUAG